AUGGAUUAAGAUGCUCAAUUAUUAGAAUAUUAAGUCAAAAAAUAGAAUCAGAAAGAUUAAGACCAAGAAUCAUCAUCUUCAAAAUCACCUUCUAAUAGUAACGAUGAUUGGCAUGACUAGCAAGUUCAACAAAAUAACGCUAAUCUACCUGACAAACCAUUAUCGAGUUCUAUCAAUACCAUUCAAAAUAAUAAUAAUUAAAGUUGGAUCACUUAAGAAUAGCAUAUUAUUGAUUCAGCUUCAAAUGAUGACUCUUUUAAAGACUUAAGAAAUAUAGAUAAGAAUGAAAAGCAAUCCUUAUUAGAUAAAAGCCAUCGAAGUUAAAAUCACAGAGAUCUCGAUCAGAAUUUCCCUUCUUCAUCAGAUUCAGCUUUUGAUUCCUCUUCCUAGCAUUCUGCAGAUGAUCGCAACAGCAAUCACAGAAAUGGAGGAGAUAAUAGCCGGGCAGAUGAUGGAUUUGUAAUGAAAAACGGCUGCUAUAUUAGAAAGAGUAAGCGACAAGAAUUGAAGGAGAGGCUGCACAAGGAUGGUAAGUACUCAAAUAAAAGACAAAGAAUGCUUGAUUCUGAUGAUGAAGAUCUAACUAUGCAUAAUCAAUAUGACAAUUGGUUAAAAAAUAAAAAUGAAUUAGCAUCUGUUGUUUGCCAGUUAUUAUCAUCUAUGGGAAAAGAUUAGGAAACAUUUGAUUCUCAAUUACUUGGAUUCGGUUUUCCAAUGAGACAUUCUAGCUAUAUACUUGGUGGGGCAAGGAAAUGGGUUGCAGAGGAAGAAUAUAAAUAGAAAAGACCGAGGCAUAAUGAUUAAAAACAGAAGUCUAACCAACCCCAAAUGAAUUUUGAUAAGUUAAUUCAAGAUGCUAUCGAUCUAAUUUCAUCAAAGGAUCCGAAAGGAUUAGAUGAUUAUGAUGAAAUACUUGGGAUUAUUAACAAUGAGGUGGACUUCAUUUAAGAAUGCGCUAAUAAGCUUGAAUCAUAGAUUGAGAGAGAGGAUAAAAUAUUAAUCAAGACAAAGCAGGAAUCUGGGAGUCUAAUCUAAAAGGCUAAUUAGAGACAUGAAGUAGCUUUUGAUUAAUUAACAUAACUUGAAGGACUUAUGUUUUAAUCUCAGAAAACAAUAGCAAUAUCGGAUAAAUUGAAGCAACUUGAAUAGCAAAAGAAAUCCUGGCAAGAUGGUAUCAGAUAUUCUUAGAACUAUCUAAGAUUCAGUGAUGAGAAAUUGCUUUCCUUCAUUGAAUAAGAUUUUCUAAAAGAUAUAUAUAAUCUUCAAAAUGCUAACACUCUAACUGUUCUAAAUCAGGUCAUGAGUUAGAUUGCUUUGGAAGGAAAUACAAAAACUCCUCAAAAUUCAGAGGCCAUCACUCAUUUAUACUAAUAGUAUUUAGAGAAAACCAACUAGGAGUUCUAUCAAAAUUUGCAGUCUAAUGACAGAGCAAAACUUUAAAUGAUUUUCAAAGUAUUCGAGGAACUAGAUCAAAAGGAGUAAUCAUUAAGCACUUAUCUAGAUUUCAUGUGCUCAUAGGCUAUAUAAAUCAAAAGUGUCAGUUCAACUAAAGAUAAGGAGUCCUUUAAGUAGUAUCACUAGGCUUUAAAUGAAGAUAUAACACAGGUAUUUUUGGAUGAAAUGAAUUCAUCCAAUGGAAGAAUUAUAGAAGUAUUUGGAGGAGAGCUAUGGUUCAGAAUCUGUCAGGACCUACUGAAUAAGUUCUUCAAAAAUAAUUACAAGAAGUUUAUUCAAGAGUCAUUAGAUACAGAGGGGAAGAGCAAGUAAUACUUUUUGGAGAUGCUAGAAUAAGUCAUUGAAGAUACUAGAUCACUGCUUUAAAACUUAAAAGUUAAAAUAUUUGAUGAAUUUCACUUAGACUUCCAUUCGGAGCUAGAAUAGAUUUCUACAAAUUUAUUCAUAGAUUAUCAAAGACUCUAUCACAAAAAAGAAAUGGCUUUAGUUGAUAAGGCAUCAACAAACUUUUAUCAAAAAGCUAUUGAAAAAAUUAUAUCAGCUGCAAAUACUGUAGAUGAGCAUUAAAAACAGGGAGGCUAACUCAUACAAUGGUUUAUGAACAAGCCAAAGUUGAUAGCGAUCUAUAAAGAACUUGAUCUGUCAAAGAUAGAGGACUAAUUUAUAUUUUUUAGCAAGGCUAUUGAUAGAAGUAUAAAGAUUUCACUUCCUUAGUAAUUGAUCCUUAACCUUUAUGACUUAGCAGUUAAUUAUUUGAAAGGCUUUAAAGAGAGAUAUAUGGAUAGAAUAAUAGAAUAUUUAGAGCAGGAACUUCCUAACAGUGAUAAUCGAGUUGAACCUCUUUAUCUUGAGAUUAUCUUCAAGCUUUAGCUUGUUUAUCAAUCAUUUCAAAGUUAUUUUGAAAGAGUCCUCCCUUUUUUACAGGCAGAUAAAUCGUACUUGCAUGCUCUGGAAUCGAUGAAGGGUGAAAUGAUAAAUGAAAUGUCGAGUAGCAUUUAGCUAUACAAUGAGAAGAUAGUGAAUAACAUCAUUAAGCAACUAUCUGAUAUUUUGAAUAAGAGUUAGAAGAAAAAUGAUUAUAACAUUAAGAAGAAGUUAAAUGAUGAGAUUAAAACCACAUAAACUAGCACUGAUGUUAUAAGCUACAUUAAACCAUUUUUCUAGGUGUUAUUUAAUCAAAAGUAUCAUGAGAAAAAUAGAAUGAGAUUGCUAUAUAACAUGAUUGACAGGAUUGUCUAGAUAUUUACUGCUCAUUACCAAAAGUUUGUUAUUUCAUAAGAAGGAGCUAUAUUACUGUCUGGAGAUAUAAACAGAUAUAAUGAGCUUUUCUUGCAAGUUGAGGCUGAUGAAAUUAUCAAGAAAUAUGAAAGUUUUAAGCUUUUGAUAAACCUAUAUUUACUUAAUCCAGAGUCUUUGGAAUAAUAUAUAAAAGAGCAUUUGAUGCAGAUUACUGACAGAGAAACAAUAGUUGGCUAUUUAAGCAAAAGAACUGACUAUAAGUCAAGCAAAAUUGAUGAAAUUAUUAACAAUAUAUUCUGA
Stylonychia lemnae is the source of this 2994-nucleotide messenger RNA. The record is from the annotation of a GenBank genome assembly. Lineage: Eukaryota; Ciliophora; Spirotrichea; Sporadotrichida; Oxytrichidae.